This is a messenger RNA of Nothobranchius furzeri (turquoise killifish), 4073 nucleotides long. RefSeq names its product KIAA0586 ortholog. Lineage: Eukaryota; Metazoa; Chordata; Actinopteri; Cyprinodontiformes; Nothobranchiidae. The record is from RefSeq and is a predicted model, not a curated record. Gene Ontology annotation, biological process: smoothened signaling pathway. Gene Ontology annotation, cellular component: centriole; ciliary basal body.
CACUCAGUUUCCAUGGUAACCAAACACCGUAAACGUGCUCAGAUGCGAUAGACACAAGAUUCUUGUAAAAGUUGAUCUUUUGACUUUAUAGAACUUAAAUUAAGAUUUCAUGAACAUUUGAUCCAUGAUGAACAUUUGUAUUUAUUUACUUAAGCAGAAAAACGGGUUGUGAUGAAAGGGCUGUCCUCAGGAGGGCGCUGGAGCUGCAUCUGGACUAAAAUACCACUGGGCACUUUUCUAUCAUCUGCAAUAACAAGUGGAUAUCAAACCACGAAGAAUGCAACACCCACCCAACCUUCUUAGACUCCAAUGAGGAGCCACUCAGUGUUUUUAAAGGAUCUGCAAACUUUCAGGGUUUUCAUUCAGAAAACCCAAAACAAGCAUCAAUAACAAAGCCGGGUCCGUGUGGGAUUCAGGGAUUACACUUCCUUUGAUGCACCUGGAGAUGGAAAAUCAUCAAACACAAACAAGACCGGGAGGAAAACCAGCACUUUUCCACUCAUCGUCAGGGCAGGAGCUGUUGACGCUGUGCUUUAGGACUGGAGGAAGAGGAGCGGGUCUGGGAGCGCUGAGACAAUGCUGUUACAGUCCUUCUCACAGGAGGGAGAUCAGUGCACAGCUGCCACCGACCACAGCAAACCCCCACAGGUCUGCUGCUCAGAGAGGUCCAGCUCAUGUGGUGGUUCAGCCCGAGGCAGAGCCACCUGGUUGUCUGGGAGAAACAACCACUGAUCCCAUCAAGGUUCAGUCAGACGUAGAGGCUCGGGUGUCUCAGCUGGCCGACAGCCUACUGAUGCAGCUACACACUAACAGAGACUGUCGUCCUCUUCAGGAUGCCAUGACUGCAGGUCCUCAGCUCCCGUCUUUACCCAGUUCCAUCCCGGAGACGAGGGGAGACAACCACAUGCUGAGGGGGAUUGAAAUGAAGAUGCAGCGGAUCCAGCAAGAAGCCUCACCAGAAUCCACCAAGUCUGCACCUCACACCCUUCAGAACCAGCCUGAGUACCAACAAGGCCACUUUCCGUCUAAUCAAAACGAGUUCCCCCAGCCUUGUUCUGAUCUCCGUCAGUCCCACCAACACCAUCCUCACAGCAUACAUCCCCGUUUCCAGCAGCUGCCAUCCAGUCCAGCGGUGUUCCAACAGAAGCCUGUUCCAUCCCAUAAAGUUCGCUGUCAGAUCAGUGAGACUAACAAAGCCCUUCAGUCUCAGUCUGCAAGAGGUCAGCAGAGACCUGUUGGUCGGUCCGUGCUGGAGGAAGCUGGUCAGGUUCUGUUUCAUGUUCAGAGACGGAAAAAGGUUCUGGAGGACAACCUGGAGACUCUGCUCAACGUGAAGAAUGGAGAGAUUCUGACCUGCCAGCUGGAAGCCCUGGCUGCUAACAGAGAUCCGACUAAAGAGGUUCAAAUCAAAAAGACUGUAGAUGCCUGGAUUUCCAUUUUAGACACAGAAGUCCAGACUUGUAAGCUUCCAUCUUCUGCUGCUGCUGGGAAGUCCUCGCAGGACGCGGUCCACCGUAGGUCUGCUGGUGCUGCUGCGUCACAAGUGAGGUCUGCAGGUAGAGGGAAACCCAGACAAACAGGAACCAGAGGCCUUAGAGCUGGACACAGAGUGCUGCAGGAGGCCGAGCUGUCAGCAGUCACACCUAGGUCGAUGGGCAGCCAGCAGGAAGAGGUGGAUGCGGAGGUGUACCUGACUCGUUUGUAUGGCAAGCUUCCAUGUGAAGGUCUGAGACGAACCUUAAAGAAGAGCCCGUACCCUCGCUUCAGCUCUUCUGCAUCCCCACUAAGCAAGAAGCCCCACCCCCGACUGGUAGAGAGCAUCAGAGGUGUGAAGCUGAAGUCCCGCAAGACUCAGACAAGUUUGACUCCGCCCUUUUGCUUGCCUGCUGGACCACAUCUCCACCACCGUAUCUCAAGCGCCAUCAACCCAUCCUCACAUGACCUCGCUCACAUUACUGAUGCUCCUGCUCCACACAGUUUCCCUGUUGCCAUGGCGAUCCCACUGGCUCCUCCCAGAAUGGACUCCUCCAAGCACGAGUGUGCACAACAUCCUGGUCCACUCUCUGCAAGAAUGGUCAGCACGGAACAGGAAGCUGCUGAGCAACAGCUGCGGCCGGGAGAAGAAAAGACUCAGUCUCCUCCACCGCCUACUGUGGAUAUCUUAGAUGCUGAGGCCAUGAGAAAUCAGGACGAGGAACACGAGAACGUCCUCCCUGGAGAUGAUGUCAACCAUCUAACCAGCCUGUGCUCCUCUGAGGAAGUCUGUGAGAUUGGAGAGGAAGUGAUGCUGUUAGAUCAAGGUCACGGUGGUCCAGCCCUCCCACCACGUUCCCCGUCUCCCCCUCAUGCCCAAAAUGUGACCCCUGUCCUUGGGGUGAGCCAGCAUGGUGCUCUGGAGACCCGACUGGUGGAAUGGGUAAAGGAGCAGCUAAUGUCCAGGAUGUACUUUGAUUUGCACCGCCCCCCCGUGUCUGACCCGCCCCUGUAUCUUGCCGAUUCAGAGGAACCAAGCCGUUCUUCAGACAUCAUCGUUGCAGCGGAAGCAGCAAGAGAGGACGGUCUGCAGCUGUUCGUUGACUCCAACACCCUGGUGGAUUCAGAGUUAAUCAGGCUGCUGGUUAACGAGGUUCUGACUGAGACGGUGGCCCAGGUUCUGGGUCAGAGAGACGCUUCAGCUGCUGACCAGGGACCUGGACUGGAAGUGCCACAAUCAGGACUCGUAGCUGACGAGGAGGAAAACCUGGAAGUAGCAGUCCCAACUCCAGCACCAACACCGCUGUCUGGUGUGACCCAGUCCAGCAGAGAGGCCACACCAGUAACCACUCCUCCUUCAUCUGAAGCUCCCAGUCCGGUGACCAAGGAGCCUCUUCAGCCAAUCACAGCACCAGAGCCUGCAGCUACACCAACCCCCGGUUCAGAGCACAAAGGAAGUCCUACUGCUCAUCAAGCCCAGCCACAGCUCACCUGGGGAGACCCUGAGUGUCCGCUAGAGGAGGAGAGACCAGAGCAACAGCUGGAUCCAGACAAACAGCAGCUGAUCAUGUCAGUAACAGAGGAGGAGCCUCCUGUCUGCUCCCCGGUUCCUCCUCCUCCUCCUUUACAACCUGCUCCACUUGAAUCCAGGCCUGCACCCCCCUCCAGCUCUGCGGAGGACCUCAGCUCCAGCAUCUCCAGCAGCUCCAGCAUCACAGCGACAGCAGAGACUGAAGCAGCACUGAAGCACAUCUCAGAGGCAGAGGUGCUCAUCGGUGUUAAACAGCUGGGAUCUUUAAUGGAAGAGGAGGGCGUUUGCAGCUUCUCCAGUUCUCUUCACGAGCUGCAGGACAUGGAUUUUGACCCCAGCGCUCUUGAACCGGUCAGAGGUCACAACCUUCUGCUGACUGUGUUGACCAAGAUGGAUGAGGGUGUUGCACAUAGAGGGGAGAGGUUGCAGCCUGAGGGCUCCUGGGGGAGGAAGGAGGAGGAGGAGGAGGUGAGCGUGGGGGAGGUGAAACCUCUUCAGGCCAAAAAUUCACUGUUGCUGGGUUCAACCAGCUCUUCUGGAGAGAUCAGCCCAGCUGCAGCUGAAGGUGAAGAGGAGGAAGAUAUUCACCCAGCCUGCACCGUACCCCUGGAGGACGGAGGGGUGGCGGGAGGGGAGAGGGUCGGGGCGCCACCCGGUGCUACUUCAGAAACGGACUCCUCCACCACCGAUGUGUUCUGAUUCAACUGGACAUGUUUUCAUUUCCAUUCAACACCUGUCUUAUAUAAGCAACAAAAGCUAAAGACUCAUGGAGCAGCAGCUGACUCGAUUCAAAACAUGUCCAUAUAAUGUUACACUUUUAUGUAGCUAAUUUAUAGUUUGUUAAAUGUUUUAAUGCUGUUUCUCCAACAUCUUACUAAGUGUUUUGGGAUGUUUUGUGAUUGCAGUGGAUAUUUUUCUCUAGAGUUCAUGUUCACAGUAACAAUUUAUUGUCAGUAAAAGAAUGAUUAGCAAGACAUAGAUCAAAAACACUUACAGAAUAACACCAAACUCUGCAAAGAUCUCCGGUUUUAUUCACAGGUUGUUAAAUAAAAAUAAACUGAAGAAUUUA